Messenger RNA from Magallana angulata, 2126 nucleotides. Its product is annotated as prostaglandin E2 receptor EP4 subtype-like. Gene Ontology annotation, cellular component: plasma membrane. The record is from RefSeq and is a predicted model, not a curated record. Gene Ontology annotation, biological process: adenylate cyclase-activating G protein-coupled receptor signaling pathway; inflammatory response; positive regulation of cytosolic calcium ion concentration. Lineage: Eukaryota; Metazoa; Mollusca; Bivalvia; Ostreida; Ostreidae. Gene Ontology annotation, molecular function: prostaglandin F receptor activity. The transcript is spliced from 3 exons. Bases 133 to 1137 code for a protein of 334 amino acids.
UUUCAAUAGAUUUUUUAAGUGUUCAUUUAAACUAACACAAAGAAUGUAUAACUUGUAUGUGUCUUAAAGAAUAGUAACACAACAGGUCUUUUGUCAACAUCAUAGUUAGUGGAUAAACUACAACGCAUCGAAAUGAACCCAACAAACGACAAUUUUUACAUGAACCUUACAAACACGACUAACUCCGGAUUCAUUGAGGAAAAGCCACAAACUAGUAUUGUACCUAUCAUUGUAUUUCUAAUUCUUGGGACGCUUGGAAAUGGACUGGUGCUGUUUCUUCUAUAUCGUUUUUCCGGAGAGCACAAAUGGCGUCCAUUUUACAGAUUUGUAAUGGCAUUAGCCAUAAACGACUUUUUCGGGGUCGCUCUGUCAGCACCUUUCGGAAUCGUUCGUUAUGCUUCGGACUUCACCUUUACUUUUUCUCACAGCCUAUGCGACUAUAUGGCUUUUAUUCAGAUGUUUGCUAUUUUGAACUCGGCUGGUGUAGUAUUAUCCAUGUCUCUUGAUAGAUUUAUUGCGAUUGUUUUCCCAUUGAAAUACAGCGUGUCCGCCAAAGAACGGCGAGCUCACUUGUUGUUGAUGUUUGGUGGCGCCCUGUCACUCCUUCUGUCGACCGUUCCACAUUUGGCGGGACGACACAGUCGCAUUUUUUAUCCGGGUACUUGGUGCUUCGUAGAUUUCAAGUCUGACGCCUGGGUUGAUCGAGGCAUCUCCUUGACUUACGCCUUUGCUGGCUUUAUAAUUCUUUGUUUGGUUGCCUUUCUGAAUAUUUCAGUGAUCAUUACUCUUGUACGUCAACAUUGUUUAACCGGAAACGAAAGGAAACAACAGAAAACAAUAAGCAAGAAGAGUAAACAGAUGAUAGCCUUUUUGUUUGCUAUUGUCGUUCUCUUUGCAGUCUGCUUUAUACCCUUGCUGAUCAAUGUGUUUGCCCGCCCUUUGCGCAUCCUUCAAGGAAUGGAGAAUUUCGAGGUAUUAGGUCUCCGUCUGGCCUACGUGAAUUUCGUUCUGAAUCCCUGGCUUUACAUCCUUCUAAGGAAAGAAACUUUGGCGAUUCUACAGAGAUUUCCCUGCAUGCGACAGUGUUGUCAGGCCAAAAGCCAAAACAAAAAUUCCACCGAAUCAGUGUCACUGUAAACACAUUGUUCAUUACGGGCCGCCGGAUGGCGGUCCUUUAUUUGAUAUACAUUUAAAUAUUGUUACUGCGUUUCUGCGGGAUAGUUCCUUUUUAAUAGAAGUAAUAUUUUGCUUCUUUUUAUGAAUUGAAAGUAAAUUUGCAUGUAGAAAUAUGUUUUAUGCUUUUUAAAAAAUAUCACAUAUUUUUUGUUUUACUCGUAAAUGAAAAAUAUGUCAUACUUCGUAGACUGUCGUGUUUGACGCGUUUUUAUCGAGACUAUACUCUAUUCGGAAAAUUUCGGAGUUCUUCAUUCUUUUCAAAACAAUGCAUCGGGAUCGGUAUGCGGGACAUACUAAAGACCUGAAAUACUAAAGACUUGAAUGUCAUUAAAUUUUAUAUAAAUGAUAUAUUUGAAUUUCUAUGUGCCGUGUCAAAUAAAAUGACUUUGUUUUUGUAUUUAUUAUGUUUCCAUGUAAAAUAUGAUAGAAAAUAUUAUGAAAUGACAUCCAUAUCAAUUAUUUACGCGAAAUUAUGACAGAAAUGAAAAUUUGAAUUGACUGGAAAAUUUGAACUUAUCCAUUUCUAUUUUAUCAUGUGGUCCCUUGAAAUCAUAUAAACUAAUGCAUUAAGUUUUCAUUCAAUACAAUGAAACCAAAAAAACCCCCAAAAUUAUUUGAAAUAUAUAAUCUCCAAGAAAAAAAUGAUGAGGUGAACUUUGUAUUAGAGUAAUGUACAAAUCAAUGUGUUUCCAUUACUUCAUACUAUGGCUUUGAACAUACAAUUAUCGUUAGAAAUGCUUACAGUAACGAACUCGAUUCCUUAUGAUGAUAGUAAAAUGUUAAACUUCAAAACAAGUUGCUGAAAGUAUAUUAAAAUUUAUCAUACAAAUUAGUACAACCAACUCUUAUUUUCUUCUUUGUGGUGUGUUUUAUGUAAACAACCAAUGAUUAUAUUUUUUACGGCCCAUUGACGCUUGCGUCAAUAUGAUUUCUUGUUUACAUGGUUUAUC